AUGGCAACAGGUAAUGUUGAAGAGGGUGAUAUCAUUUUAGAGGAUGAUGAGUAUUUAACUGUAAGCCCGGCAAUGACCAUGCACACUACUGAGCAACAAAGACAUGUUCUGAGGAUGCUAGAGAAAGCUUUAGCUAAUGAAAUGAAUCUUGAGAAGAAUUUCAUUGACUCAAGGCAAAUUGAAGAAAAGCUAAAACAAAGGACUGCUUCUUUAGAACAAGAGCUAAUUCUAACGGAGGAAGAAGCAACUGAUGCUUGGGAAAGAUGGCUCCAGGCAGAUAAUGCACGUGAGAUACUGACAGGUAUUUCAAAAGAGCUGUUGGGUAGACUCCAGAUAUCCCAGUUCAAUUUGCAUCAAAGAGCUAAGAUUGAAACUUGUCUAGAACAAGUGAGAGAGAGGGAUGUUACUUCGGACAAGAUUGAACAAUUGAAUGUUAAACUAAUUAAUGACAAUUUUGAGGUUGCCACUUUAAGUGACAAGGUGUGUUUAGUUGAGAAGCAGCUAAAAGAAUCUGAAAGCCAGCUAAUGAAUGUGAAGGCUUCUGCUGAUGAAUAUCAGAAACAGUAUAAUGUUUUGUGUUCUGAAGUGAGAGACUUGCAAGGCAUUAUUGUUGAAUUGAAAGAAAAUUUAUUUAAUGCGGAAAGUCGGGCUAAUACUGCAGAAACUCGUUGUAAGCUAUUGAAGGAGACUAAUAGUGAACUCAACAGGCAGAUGGCGCUUUUGAAAGAUAGUGGUGGCAAGUCUGAGAGGGUAGAGUCACUUGAGAGGCAGCUAAGGGAAUCUGAUUUACAGCUGCAGCGUGCGACAGCAUCUGCUGAAGCUAGUCUAGAGAAGCAAAGUAUGUUGUAUUCCACAAUUAAAGAUAUGGAGCAAGUGAUAAAGGAUCUUAAGUCAAAGGUCUCUAAAGCGGAGUUCCGGGCUAACAGUGUAGAGGAGAAAUGCAUCAUAUUAUCUGAGUCUAAUACUGAUUUAAACGAGGAACUAAGCUUCUUGAGGAGCAGAUUAGACUGCUUGGAGGGAUCACUAAAUCAAGUGGAGGAAGCAAAAGUGGCAUCCGCAAAGGAUAUUGGAAAGCAGGCAAAUGUUUUCAAAAAUUUGCUGAUGCAGCUGGCUGUUGAGAGAGAACGCCUUAAUAAGCAGCUGUCUUCCUUAGUCAGUGAGAACAGAAUAUUGGUUGUGAAGCUAAAGCAGACAAAUAAGCAUCCUUCUCAAGAAGUUAGUGUGACUUUGACAACUGAUCACCAGGUGGACAGGACUUGGAAAAAUUCCUCCAUAAAUGAUAAUGAAGUAAUGUUUGCAGAUACUGUGCCAGAUGCAGGUACUGUGAGGAGAAUAGAUGCAGGAGUUCUUAGUUUUAGGCACUUGUUCAUGUUAUCAGUGCUUGUCUUACUGUUUUCAGCCGUGACAUUUCUGAAUGUUGAUGCCAAUCUUUGA
Messenger RNA from Sphenostylis stenocarpa, 1434 nucleotides. The record is from the annotation of a GenBank genome assembly. NCBI's taxonomy places the organism in Eukaryota, Viridiplantae, Streptophyta, Magnoliopsida, Fabales, Fabaceae.